CUCGUCUUCUUCUUCCUUUCCUGCUACUACAGCUACCUCUUCCUGCUCUCCUUCUUUGCGAUCUUGACAAUGGCCGACAGCCAAGAGAAGCUUCGCGUGGGCUAUGUCCCCGAGCACUUCAGCCUUCCGUUGCUCCAGCUUGCAUCGUCGGCCUGGGGCAAGGAGCACAUCGAGCUUGUCUCGCAACCGAGCGGCACGGGCCAGAUGCUCACGUCGCUCGCCGCCAGGCCUCGCCCAGACAUUGACAUUGCCAUCGCACUGACCGAGGCGCUCAUCGCGGGCAUCGCAAAGGGCCGCAGCGACUACGAGCUCGUGGGAAGCUACGUCAAGAGCAGCCUCAACUGGGCCGUCAUCACGGGCACGGACGCCAAGGCGGACAAGUACAAGUCGAUCGACGAUCUGCGUUCGACGACGCUUGGUAUCAGCCGGCUGGGAAGCGGGUCGCAAGUCAUGGCAAGCGUCAUGGCCCUCCAGCAGGGCUGGUCGACCGACGAUGUGAAAUUCAAGGUCAAUGACAACUUUGAGAACCUGCGCAACGGCGUCAACCAGCAGAGCGGCCUCGAGACGUCAGCAUUCAUGUGGGAGUGGUUCACCACAAAGCCUUUCGUCAACUCGGGUGAGGUCCGUUUCAUCGGCAGCGUACCCACACCAUGGCCCAGCUGGACUAUUGCGGCAUCGAAGUCGUUCACCGAGCAGACACCGACACCGUCAACCGAGACGAAGCUACAUAAAUUCUUGGGCAAGCUGGCGGACCAGGUCAAAAAGUUCACCAGUGAUGAAGAAAAAGCAAAGAGCACAAUCGUCGAGCAGAUGAAGUACGACGCAAAGGACGUUGACCAGUGGUAUGCCGGUGUGCGAUGGGUCGGCGACUCUCGAGAGGGGCAGGGAAGUGGGGGCAAACGUCUCAAGGGCCAGAGCGUAAAAACAAAUGAAGUCAGCGAAGAGGUGCUCCUCCAGACGCUCGAGACACUCCAAAAAGCAGGCGUGGUAGAGGAGCCGCAGGGAGGCUGGGAUCUAGAUCGAUUCGUCACCUCCGACAGGCGUGUGGCCUGAAACGGAGAAGAAUUGAGAGAAAAAUUGCGAAGUUGUAAUACAUGCAGCCCUUCCUUUCCUUCCGAGAUCGAGAGCACCGGAGCAAGUCUCGUCAUCCCAUUUACUCCUCCUUCU
Messenger RNA from Acaromyces ingoldii, 1167 nucleotides. RefSeq lists its product as hypothetical. The record is from RefSeq and is a predicted model, not a curated record. NCBI's taxonomy places the organism in Eukaryota, Fungi, Basidiomycota, Exobasidiomycetes, Exobasidiales, Cryptobasidiaceae. The coding region runs from base 70 to 1053 and encodes 327 amino acids. The transcript has a single exon.